UGAAAAUUAAAUAUAUAAAUUAAAAAUAAAUAAAUUUGUUCUAUAAAUGCAAUAACUACUUCCUAAAGAAUUUUUGGCAUCUGCUAACAUUUAGCAAGCGAUAGUCAUUGAAUUUGAAAACAAGAAAACAAAUGUUAUGAUUAAAAAAUACGGAAACGACUAAUAUUUUAAUUUAAAGAAUCUGAAUCAUAUCAAGAGGAUCAGAAAGUCUGAAGAAAACCCAUCAAAUGUCUAAUUUUUUCUGAGAUUAAAAGAUGAUUUUAAUGAAGAGGUAGAGUAAAACAUCCCUGAAGAAAUCAAUCCAUAUUCUUUAAAAGAAGUGGAGGUUGCUGUAAACAUACCAAGGACAAAGGAAUAAUAUUAGCAAUUUAACAAGUAUUGGCCUAUUACCUAUAAAGUAUAGCAGUAUGAAAUAGUGCAGUUUACUGAUUUUGAAUAGUAAGAAAUUAAUCAAGUAAUGAGAUAAUGCAUUGAUUAAGCCAAGCAAACGUAUGAAAAAAAUAAUAAAUUUAAUGCAUGUGCCAUUUAUGAUCCAAUUAAAAAGAAAAUCCUUUAAUUUGCAGUUGAUGAAACUUGCAGAAAGCAAAAUAGCAUUAAACAUUGUACUAUGAAUGUUAUGAAGCUAUUUGGCUAAAAUUAUAUAGUAACUGCCUAGCAAAAAGCAAGUAUUGAAAAAGUCAAAGACAAACAAGAUGAUACGAUUGAAGUAAAAUAAGAAUCAUAAUUAAAUGCUAGCUAAUAAGAAAAAAAGUAGCCUGAUACACUUGAAUAAGAAUAAGAAGAAGAGAAGAAAGAUAAAAUUAACAGCAAAAGAAAAAGUGAAGAAAGCAUUGAAGAAUCUUUAUCAUCUUAUUAUUAUUGCACUGGUUUAGAUAUUUUCAUUGUUUAAGAACCCUGUAUUAUGUGCUCAAUGGCUUUAAUCCAUUCAAGAGUAAGAAGAGUAUAUUAUUCACUUAAAAACCCUAAGCAGGAGCAAUUUGGUGGGUUGAAUGAGGAUCUAAUGAUUAACCACAUGGAUUCUCUCAAUCAUUCUUUCCUAGUUUUCUAAAAUGUAGAGUCUGAAUAUGCAAAUACCACUUUGAACAACUUAAAGCAACAAGAUGAGUUGCAAAAAUGAUUUUAUCAUCUCUGGCCUUUCACUAAUUUCUUCAUAAAUUUACGAGAGAAUCAUUUAUUUUUUAAUAUUUUCAAAGCUUGAGAUUUUUUAACUUUAUAGUAUUUAUUUAUAACAAACAGUUAAAAAUAGUUUAAAUUAU
Molecule: messenger RNA, 1256 nt
Organism: Tetrahymena thermophila SB210
Lineage: Eukaryota; Ciliophora; Oligohymenophorea; Hymenostomatida; Tetrahymenidae
Product: cytidine and deoxycytidylate deaminase zinc-binding region protein
Exons: 6
Cellular component (GO): cytoplasm; nucleus
Molecular function (GO): tRNA-specific adenosine-34 deaminase activity
Source: RefSeq, a predicted model, not a curated record